GCGUUUGGUUGAGUCGAUGAUGCCAGACUUUAUCAAGGACCCAAAGCUUCGCAAAGGCCCGAAGAACCAGUGUACACUCGCCUGGAUGAAUGAAGUGCAGCAGAUCAUUGACAUGCACAUGAGCUGGCACCGCUCUCCGAGUGGUCUGUUGCUAUGUUCUCGUUUCAGCGAUCUGUCUUCGGGACUCCACCUCGAGAAUAAUGUGGCAGUUGCUAAGCAGGAAGAGAAACGCAAGUGUCCUCUUCCCCACGACACAUAUCUGCGCCACGAACUGAAAGACGCACUCGAGAAACUCACUCUGGAACGCAAUCACAUGCUGUUCGACCAAAAGUCAAAGGCCGAAGAAAUCGACCAAGCAGUCCAAGAAGCCCUCUCCAGAGAACGCAAGAAGAAAAAGCGCGUCUCCUUCAGAAACCGCGCGUCCGAAGAAGAACUCACCAGUCUCGCUAUGUCUCAACGCCAACAGACCAUUCGCAACGUCCUUGACAAGAUCUGCGACCUAGAGGAAGAGAUGGAGAUGUACCAAAAUCGCCUUCGCACAGAGAUGGAGGAUUAUAGUGAUCGCUUCAGAGAUGAGCUGAGUGAGAUGAAGGAGGACUUGCUUAAACUUCCUAUUGGUAUGGUGGCCAAGACGAGCAGUGGGGAGGAGAGUAAGCGGAGUAGCUUCAAGGAGGGCAGUUAUGUCAAGGCUGUGAAGGAGGAUGGAUUUGGUGGGGAGGCGAAGACGGGACGUGGGAAGAAGUUGGAGAAGAGGAGGUCGCGUCUGUCUGGAUUCUUCCACCGCGGUUGAAUGACCUUCUCAAGCGUCAAGACUAUGGUAGGGCAUCGGUCUGAGAGAAAAG
Molecule: messenger RNA, 842 nt
Organism: Aureobasidium subglaciale EXF-2481
Lineage: Eukaryota; Fungi; Ascomycota; Dothideomycetes; Dothideales; Saccotheciaceae
Exons: 2
Coding region: 20-790 (256 amino acids)
Source: RefSeq, a predicted model, not a curated record